CAUUGUGUUCUACUUCUUCAAACCAAUUGCUCUUUUUAAUAUCAAAUGCAGAAACAACAUUCCAUUCCCACAAAGCUUACAGCAUUCUACUUUGAAUUGCAGAUGGACAGCCUUUCACCUCUCAGUGAGCAAGAAGGUCCCCCUUCUGAUGGCAGCCACAAGAACUGCAUUGAAGCUGAGGAGGAAGGUCUGGAUUUGCUCUGUUGGACUGACAUGUGAGUGCAUUAGCUGACAUUUAAAGUCCCGAGACAUUUCCUGGCACUGGAGCUGGCAGCCAGGCUGUGUGACCACCCCAGCAUACCUGUGGUUAAACUGGCAAGGGAAGACAUCCUGUCCCACAGAACAGGACCUGCUGGGAGCGAGUGGCAUUUAUUCAGAAGUCAGACAACCUCUGAGUGCAGCAGCAAUGCUGUACCUGCUCUUCUUGCUGCUGUUCAUUGCCUGCAAGGGUAGCUUCUUGAAAACCGAGCCUGAUGUGAGGAGCUCCAUCAUCUCUGUGCUUGAGAAAGUGACUGUCUUCAUAGAGAAUCGGUAUCGGGACAUCAAUCUAGAUGCAGUGCUGGGAUUUCGUGUUUUGCAAGGCUAUUUGAAAGGAGCCCUAGAAAAAUGGCCCUUGGAACGUGAAUUACUUGCUCAGCACACACAAGUUGAAAGCAUGAUAAAGAAGUUGUCUUCUCUGCUUGAAAAAGCAACACAUUCCCUAGCGCAGACUGACCCUGAAUAUUUCAAAGAAUUUGCACCAAUUUUAGGACCACAUUUUUGGAUCAUUCCCCAUUCAUGGAACCAGACUGAUCCCCUGAUGGCCUAUUCUUCAUUUGAUGCUGCCAACUGUUUCACAGAGAAAAUGAGCGAUGCAUGCUUUACGUAUUUGCUAGGAACAUGGAAAGAGAACGGCAAUUCCUGCAUUGUCACAAGUGCCUGUAGGAACGCAAUGACAAAACCAGCUUGCUCAAAUUACUGCUUGUCUCAUCAGCUCCUCUACUUCCUAUUUGCUGAUGUGAAAGGAUGCUCUGAUCUUCUGUUCCUAAGGACCCAGGAUUACAAGAAUAUUUUCUGUGCUAGCAUGAUGAAAAUAAACUUGGAGAUCGAAAACAAUGGAUUCAAUGUUUCUUCUAGAGACCUUUUCAUGGAAAACAUUAUGCUCUGUGGCAUGUCUGGUUUCUCUGAUUUCUACAAACUCAGAUGGCUGGAGAAGAUUCUCACUUGGCAGAUGCCUAAGGAAGGAUGCUUCGGAGAGCCCAGUAAAGAAUUAGAACGCUCUUCUGGAGUAGAAAACCAAAAGAAGCUGCUCAGGAGAGUUAAGAGAAGGGAAAAGAUGUUUGCAGACGGAUGCUCUUCACAUCACACAGCUGUAGCAGCAGGAUCACUCGGAGGGUUCCUCUACUACCACUGCUGCUGACAGCAGUGCAUCGCAAGGGAACGCUGCCCACGUCUGCCUGCAUUACACGGGAUGAACAUCCCCCAGCCGAUGGGAGACAGCAGAAUCACCUUCAUUUGCUUUGCAUGUAUGUGUGUGCAAGUUCUGCUCAACCGACUAAACCUCCUCUGUCUCACACCACGAGUUUUCCCGUGCUUACCUACUGAUUGUCUCGCAGCGUGGUACUCCGCCGCUCCUUAUGGUUAAAACUCAGCAGCUCUGCACCCCGCCGGCUGAGCGCUGCGCUCGGAACGAAGGGCUGCGCGACCUCCCGCCGCCAGGGGGCGCAAUAGCGGCGUGCUCCGCCAAGACGGCGGGCCGCUCUUGCACGGAGGGCUACACGACCUCCUGCCGCCAGGGGGCGCAAUAGCGGCGUGCUCCGCCAAGACGGCGGGCUGCACCCGCACGGAGGGCUGCGCGACCUCCCGCCGCCAGGGGGCGCGAUAGCGGCG
Messenger RNA from Phasianus colchicus (ring-necked pheasant), 1869 nucleotides. RefSeq names its product chromosome 16 C16orf89 homolog (gene C16H16orf89). Gene Ontology annotation, cellular component: membrane; cytosol. Lineage: Eukaryota; Metazoa; Chordata; Aves; Galliformes; Phasianidae. The record is from RefSeq and is a predicted model, not a curated record.